AUGUCCCAACCGAUCCUCCCGCAGGCCAAUUUGACUGGCCAGGCAAAGCUCGAUGCCGUUACCAGUAUUAUCAACCGACUUGGCGAAGACUUGGAGAAAGCCCAUCUUGAACAACAGCAACGAGAUGCCAUCCUCGAAGAACUCAAGAUCUAUGGGCGCGAUCCCAGAAAUGCUGACCCUAUCUUUACGUCAGAGGGUAUCAAAAUCUUGACGAAGCAUGCCUUUGACGGCUCUUCGGACUCAACCUCAAGGGGUGCUCUGAGAGUCCUGGCGAACGCCAUGCUCCUGAACCCCAACACCCGCCAAAUAUUUGUCAACCUGGGCUAUGAAGAAAAGGCAUGCAAGAAGCUGAAGAAUGACAGCUUCGAUGACGAGUUUCUCGUUUCCAGGGUCCUCUUUCUCACGACCUACAACACCAAUAUUGACAUGGUGGCCCUCAUUCAGAAGCACGGCAUUGCGGAGACAAUUGCGCAGAGGCUGUCGAAGCAUGCCGGGCUGUUGACUGACGGCCAGAGUAAAGCUCCUGUCGACCCAAUGGAAGACAUGGCAAUGAACGAAAUCCUUCGAUUAUUAUUCAACCUAACCAAGUUUUGCCCCUCUGAAGCCCCGGCAUUUGCGGGUGGUAUACCUCAUAUCAUUGCGCUGCUUUGGAAGCAGGACUUCUCCCGCAGUAAACCUCUGGACCCCCCAUUCAACUCUCUCAUCAAUGCACUUCUCAACCUGAAGCUAGAUGAUGAGGGCGUUCGCCCAUUCCUGUACCCCAAGGAUGAGCCCAAGAAGGUAGCCGAGAGACUGAUCCAGCUGUUGGAUGCCUCUCUGCAGGUGUACCCCGAUAGCGAGUUGGAGGUGUUGGUCACGCCUGUCAUUGGGGUCUUGCUUCCGUUGCAUGAGGGCGCCCCAGAUGAGGUGAAGACGUAUAUUCGAGCGUCUCUUCUCCCGAGGGAAGAAGACAGAGAAGAGGUCCUCGGCCGCGGCACUUCUCUCCCCUCGCGGUUGCUGCACAACUCCACCAACCCCAUGACUCCUUCGCUUCGAGAUGCCAUCUCGCACCUCCUCUUCGACAUGUCGGAUAGGGAUGCGUCAAAGUUCGUCGAGAACGUUGGCUACGGGCACGCGUCAGGCUUCCUGUUCCAGAACAACAUCCCCAUGCCCGCAAACGCCGCCGGAGGGUCUGGCGCCGGCGAUGCCCAGCGGCCUGUCAAUCCCAUCACGGGUCAAUUUGUGGAUAUGGAGAAAGACGUCGAACUCCCCGAGAUGACGGAGGAAGAGAAGGAGAGGGAGGCCGAGAGGCUAUUCGUGCUUUUCGAGAGAUUGAAGAAGACGGGAAUCGUGGACAUUCAGAAUCCUGUCGAACAAGCUGUGAGAUCGGGGCGGUUUGACGAGUUGGGAGAAAACAGAGUGGAGGAGCUGGAUUGA
Messenger RNA from Colletotrichum karsti, 1416 nucleotides. Its product is annotated as guanine nucleotide exchange factor synembryn. The record is from RefSeq and is a predicted model, not a curated record. The transcript is spliced from 5 exons. NCBI's taxonomy places the organism in Eukaryota, Fungi, Ascomycota, Sordariomycetes, Glomerellales, Glomerellaceae. Gene Ontology annotation, cellular component: cytoplasm. Gene Ontology annotation, molecular function: G-protein alpha-subunit binding; guanyl-nucleotide exchange factor activity. Gene Ontology annotation, biological process: G protein-coupled receptor signaling pathway. The coding region runs from base 1 to 1416 and encodes 471 amino acids.